Molecule: messenger RNA, 3720 nt
Organism: Populus nigra (black poplar)
Lineage: Eukaryota; Viridiplantae; Streptophyta; Magnoliopsida; Malpighiales; Salicaceae
Product: calmodulin-interacting protein 111
Exons: 12
Coding region: 187-3435 (1082 amino acids)
Cellular component (GO): cytoplasm; chloroplast
Molecular function (GO): ATP binding; ATP hydrolysis activity
Source: RefSeq, a predicted model, not a curated record
CCCCAUAUUCAAGGGUUUUAACCAUAAUCUCUCCCUCUCUCUCUCCACGCUUGUGUAUUCGGAGAAACACCGAGCACCUGGUUGCCAAACUGGUGAACUCAACCUCCCAUCUCUCAAGUCCGACUUUUUCCUUGUUGGUUUUCAAGAAACUCGAAAACCCAGAAAUCAGGGAUUUUUAAGUAAAAGAUGCCAUCAAAGACAAAGAAGAAUUCAAAGACACCUUCGAGGCUGUCAAAUUCUGACCAGUCUGCUUCAUCUCCUAGAACACCAUCAUUGGCAUCUAGUAUAGACUUAGAAGCUAGUCAACAAGAAAAUAUUGCGUUGUGUUUAGAAGAAGCAUCGAGUAAAUAUCCGUAUUUGAUUGAUAAAUCUGCUUUCAUUGGUCGAAUCACUGAUGUUGAGGCGGAGUCUAGUACUACUGCAAGAGGUUGUAAGAUUUGGCUUUCAGAAUCUUCUAUGGUUUCUUCUUCUCUUGCCCCUGGUUCCAUUGUAUCGGUGUCACUUGCUGCUGUGGAGAGGAGAUUUUCGAGUAGUAGUUUUCCUCUCAGUUCGUUUUCCUAUGAAUGGUCUAGACAAUGUGAAGUGGAGUCUGUGGAUAAAAUAACUAAUGAAGCUGGGAAUUACUUUGCUCUUGCGACGGUUUUUCCUUCUUGUAAGGUUUCCAAGAAUGGAGCGCGGUUGUCUUCAAACCUUGCAUACAUGAUGGGAUGCCCUGCUUCAGGCAAGGUUAUAUUUGUUCACACUAUUAGAAAUCAACUCCUAACUGAUAUUGUAAAUGGGAAUGAUACGCCAGAAGGUGCAAAUGCUGAUGAUCUUUCAAUUCAUAACUGCAAUGAAUUGUAUCUGGAGCUAGUUCCUUUUAUGGACAGAGUAAAAAUGAAGAGUGAUACUAUGUCUGCAACGAAAUUAUCUGCGGAAAAAAGACAUGACAGAUCUGAAAAUGGCAUGAUUUCAUCCCCGAAGACACCGUUGUGUCAGCCAAAGCUUAGCUCUCCUAGUCCCAUUCACUUAACUUCACCAAUAUGUGAAGAAGCAGCAUCCAAUUUAUCCAAUUCAAAUGGCACAGAUGUUGGUUUACUGAAUAUCAAAGAGGUAUUAGAGGAUGAAAGUGCCAAGAAACUUCUACAGGUCUGUGCUACUUCAUGGUUGUAUUCUCGUGUUCUAAUAUGUGGAAAUCUUGUGGCCAUCCCAGUGCUUUCAAAUCUUUGCAUUUUCCAUGUCAAAAGCGCAAAUAAAUUACCUGCAGAUGGUAGUGAUCAAGAUUUGAUGAAAGAUAGAACUCAUGGGAUGCAACCUCAAGAUUCUGAAGAAUUGGGCCAUGUGAAAGAUGCUUUUUCCAUAAACCGUGAGACAAAAGUAUAUUUACAUCGACAUAUGAACUCAACGGCUGAAAGGCCACAAAAACAAGGUUUGCCAUUAAUGCAAAGUGAAUGUAUUAAUGGCAAAACAAUUAUAGGAAAUGACAGAUCAAAAUUGGGUGGUCUACAUAAGGAAUAUACAGUUUUGAAGGACAUAAUUGUAUCAUCCACGAAGAACACUUUGUCAUGUUUUGGCUUGCGAACUACAAAGGGAGUGCUUCUUCACGGCCCACCUGGAACAGGAAAGACUUCUUUGGCUCGAUUAUGUGUCAUUGAUGCUGGUGUCAACCUUUUCUCAGUAAACGGACCUGAGAUAUUUAGUCAGUAUUAUGGAGAAAGUGAACAAGCAAUGCAUAAAGUUUUUGAUUCAGCCUGUCAAUCUGCACCUGCUGUGGUGUUCAUUGAUGAGUUGGAUGCAAUUGCACCUGCACGGAAAGAUGGAGGUGAAGAACUAUCUCAAAGAAUGGUAGCUACACUAUUGAAUUUGAUGGAUGGGAUUGCUAGGACUGAUGGACUGCUUGUUAUUGCUGCUACAAACAGGCCUGAUAGUAUCGAGCCUGCACUGAGGCGGCCUGGAAGACUUGACAGAGAAAUUGAAAUAGGUGUGCCUUCUCCCAGCCAACGAUUGGACAUACUUAAUACUCUUCUAAGUGAAAUGGAGCACUCAGUUUCAGAUAUGCAACUUAAACAACUUGCCAUGGCUACACAUGGUUUUGUGGGUGCUGAUUUAGCAGCCCUCUGUAAUGAGGCAGCUUUGGUUUGUCUCAAGCGUCAUGCUAGAUCCAAAAAAUCUGAUUAUAGUUUUCAUUCCAAGGGAUCGUCUAUUGCAUAUGAAGGCCAUUCUGACAGCAUGGUGAAAGGAUCUGAUUGCUCAACAGGGGCAAGAGAUAUGUUGAGGGAUGGUGCAGAUUCUGCAUCUUCAAGCACCUCACAUUUGCCUGUUUCCUUGGAGAACCUGUCAUCUUCUUGCUUGGACGGAGAUGUCUCAGAGAUCACAGAUAAUAUAGAGAAUGGAAUUAUUGCUUGUCCUAAAGAGGAAUUUUUGGUGGAAGAAGAAGCCUUGUUGAACAUUGUUUCUGAAGAUUUUGAAAUGGCCAGGAUGAAAGUGAGGCCUAGUGCCAUGAGAGAGGUAAUCCUUGAGGUUCCAAAAGUUAAUUGGGAAGAUGUGGGCGGCCAGGGGGAAAUAAAAACCCAAUUAAUGGAAGCAGUGCUAUGGCCUCAAACACACCAGGAUGCAUUCAAGCGCAUUGGUACCCGUCCCCCAACAGGGAUAUUGAUGUUUGGCCCCCCUGGUUGUAGCAAAACUCUUAUGGCCCGGGCAGUGGCUUCUAAAGCAGGAUUGAAUUUCCUUGCAGUGAAGGGUCCAGAACUUUUUAGCAAAUGGGUUGGUGAAUCCGAGAAGGCUGUAAGAUCCCUCUUUGCAAAGGCAAGGGCAAAUGCUCCAUCAAUUAUAUUCUUUGAUGAAAUUGAUGGCCUUGCUGUUAUUCGUGGGAAGGAAAGUGAUGGGGUUUCGGUUUCAGAUAGGGUUAUGAGUCAACUCCUUAUUGAAUUGGAUGGCUUGCAACAAAGAGUUAAUGUUACUGUAAUUGCUGCUACAAAUCGGCCAGACAAGAUUGAUCCUGCCCUUUUGAGACCAGGGCGCUUUGAUCGGCUGUUGUACGUGGGACCUCCAAAUCAGAAUGACAGGGAAGACAUAUUUCGAAUACACUUGCACAAAGUUCCAUGCAGUUCUGAUGUCAAUAUAAAAGAACUAGCUUGUCUCACUGAUGGGUGCACUGGAGCUGAUAUAGCAUUAAUCUGCCGGGAGGCAGCUGUUGCAGCCAUUGAGGAGAAUAUUGAUGCUUCGGAAGUAUCCAUGCAACAUUUAAAGUCUGCAAUUCAACAAGUCCAGCCAACGGAGAUCAAUUCUUAUCAAGAUCUAUCAGCAAAAUUUCAGAGGCUCGUUCACUCCAGUGACAAAGAUGAAUUGAGAAACCAAGAGUGCUCGAGCAGGGCAAACUCGUUUUCCAUCAGGACCAUAAUAAAAUCCGCGAUGCAGUUCUUGAAUCGUUCCUCUGCCUCAGGCUCUUGGCAAUAGCAAUUAUGCAGCACGUUUUCAUACAUCUCUUUCAUAAGCAGCAGUGGACCACUGUCUGGUCUGCAUGAUCGCAAUUGAGUGGAAAAUGCUUGCCUGAUUUAAGCUUGGUCGUUGGCUGAGUUUUGGAUUUCACUGGGGUGUACGGGGCCAAUACCACCGACACUUUCUUAUGAAACAUUCACUCAUUAGCGAAAUGCAACUGAAAAUUGUUGCUGUGGUCAAAUUAUGUAAUCAUAACGUCAAGAUUGUUGUAGAUUUGUCUUGUUAAGCAUCAAGUUUUUACCA